Cooperia oncophora is the source of this 264-nucleotide messenger RNA. The record is from the annotation of a GenBank genome assembly. NCBI's taxonomy places the organism in Eukaryota, Metazoa, Nematoda, Chromadorea, Rhabditida, Trichostrongylidae.
AUGGCCCAAUCUUUUAUGAUGUCAAACUGCCUUCAGCCGAACUGUUGUUGUUGUCCAGUGCCAUACCUAGUGCCGAUACCGUGCCUUGUACCAGUUCCAGAAAAGAAAGUGGAAACCACAGCGGCACCUCAACCUCAAUUCUGCUGCUGUUUCCUUACUAAUCCAGGCCAGGGAGCAGCCACAACAGCAGCUCCUCCGAUCGGAGUCCCGGAUAUCAUCCUUGGCGCUUGUGAGCUCCAGGUGGAAGAUGAAGCUGCUCAAUAG